Tetrahymena thermophila SB210 is the source of this 435-nucleotide messenger RNA. RefSeq names its product ATP synthase subunit H. Gene Ontology annotation, biological process: proton transmembrane transport. Gene Ontology annotation, molecular function: proton-transporting ATPase activity, rotational mechanism. NCBI's taxonomy places the organism in Eukaryota, Ciliophora, Oligohymenophorea, Hymenostomatida, Tetrahymenidae. The transcript is spliced from 2 exons. Gene Ontology annotation, cellular component: proton-transporting V-type ATPase, V0 domain. The record is from RefSeq and is a predicted model, not a curated record.
AUGGUUUGGUAAAUAAAAUAAGAUAGAAUUUCAAAAGGAGAAACUAAAAUCAAAUAUAAUAAAUAAAUUAAUAAUUAAAAUAUCUUGAAUAAACAACUAACUUUUAAUCAAAUCAAAAGUAAAUAUAAUUAAUUAUUAUAGCAUACAAAAUUAAUAAAGAAAGAAAUGGCCGAUCCAGUUACAGGUAUCAUCGUUGGUUCUUGCAUUUUCAUAUUCCUUGGUAUAGUAGCUUACUGUGUUAUAGAUAAUUAUGUUAAAAAGUCUUUCCACUCUAAUGCUCCCAAAUUAAACUCUGAAAGAACUUUAUACUAUGAAAAUAGAGGAACUGUUAUUGUUUCAGUGAUUAUCUCUGUUAUUGGUAUGUGGUUAUUAUGGGUUUGUUGCUACAUGCAUCAAAUGUAUCCUUUAAUCACCCCUGUUCCUCAUAGCCAUUGA